This is a messenger RNA of Dermacentor andersoni, 2710 nucleotides long. RefSeq lists its product as uncharacterized. NCBI's taxonomy places the organism in Eukaryota, Metazoa, Arthropoda, Arachnida, Ixodida, Ixodidae. The record is from RefSeq and is a predicted model, not a curated record.
CAACGACACUCCUUCAUGGCGGAAGGGCUGUGUGCCAGCUCCGAGGUGAGGGCCGUCCAUUUUUCUACCGCGUCGCCUUAUCGUCGAAGCCACCAGAGCGUUGUCGUGCGAUAAGCAGUUCGAAUUGCUCGGGCAGCGACCGUACUUUCCUGCCGAGCGCUUGCAAAGUACCUGGUUCUUGCAACGAUGUACCGCACAACUCCGGCUGUGCUGCCUUUGCUCGUGCUGCUGCUACCGCUCCUCCAUCGGGUGUCGGGCUCCUCCUCCGAUAGCCCAGGUCAUCGCCGUCGCAGCCUCAGCUGCUUCCAGUGCAGCUGGCUGGCCGAGCAGCCGGUGGACCCCCAGCGCCAGGCUGAUAUCGAAAAGCGUUGGAGGAAAGCGUACGAACGCUCGGAGGACGCAAUCGACAAUCCGUUCAAGCGACCACUACUGGGCGUCGAAACGUUCACCGAGAUGCCCACCAGGACGCAGCUGGCGGCACACUGCGACAACUGCACCAGGGCGGACGGCAUGUGCGCCCGCUGGACCUUCUACGGGAGCACGGGUCUGCCGGUGAACGUGACGUGGAUGUGCGUGAACAGCCUGGAGACGGGCUGCUUUGUGGAGUACAUGGCCAGCCACUUUGUCAAGGAGGUGUGCCUGUGCGCGGACAGACAUCACUGCAACGCUGCCGGUGUUGCAACGGCCACGCCCCUCGUUGCUCUGCUUCUCUGCGCGGUGUGGAUCAUUGUGCCUCGGAAAGUGUCUUCUUGAUAUCGCGCUCAGCUGGCGUGCAAGAAUAACAUGUUGGUGCGCGAACUGCGUGAUACCUGAUAUCGUGUCGUCCUGUCGGAUCUAAUUCCCGAGCUGUGGUUGUGACGCGUACACCGCGUAAGAACAUUACAGCUCAUUUUUUUUUUCUGGCGACACCGCUACAUUCUCGGUAGCAUAUUUUUUUCUGCAGCACUAACGUUGCUCCAAACUUUCAGAGCUGUGGUCUCAAACUCACGCUAGGCACCGGGCUACUCGCAGGUCGAAGACCUUCCCACUUAACGCACGUCGAUAGUCCAAAUAGGUGUGAUUAGAUCAAGCCGAAAGAAAGUCAUUUGCACGCAGUAAAGGUCACUUCGUUAUAAAACAAAGCCUCAGUUUACACACGUAGUUUCUGUUUGUCCCGGGUGACUUGUACAUUCUAGUCACUGAUAAUGCGUCGCAAGUUCUUUGAUCUUUGUACUGUGUUUCCGAUUUUGAUAAAUGAUGUUUCAAGUUAUGGGGUUUUGCGUGCCAAAACCGCGAUGUUGAAUGGUGCUUAACGUCCCGAAGCGACAGCUGAGCCGUGAGAAAUGCCGUCUAUAGUUUUGGGCUCCGGGUAAAUUUUGACCAUAUCCGGUGUAUGAAAACGCACUUAAAUCUAAGCGCAUGCUGGUUUUUCGCAUACGGAAAGCCGCGGCUUCGCGGCCAAGAAUACAUCCGGUGGGUUUGUGCUAAACAGCGGAUUGCCUAUACGCACCGAGCCACCGCGACUGCUCGCGAUGGUUCAUUAAGCAAAUAAACGAUUCCAUAAUUCGGUUAUCUGCUUUGUCCACACUAGCAUAGUAACUCACAACCGCUCAUUUCUUGCGCGAUAUCCUCACGGCGUAGUUUGUGCCGGGAUGCCGAAAAGAAGAAGACGAAAGCCGACUGCAUAUUGAAGCGCGCGCGCGUUGCGUUUUCUGCUGCGGCGUUUAUAAAUAUUCCAUCGUAGCUCGCACACACCGUAAUAUUUGGUGGAGGUGCGGGGUAUAUAUAUGUAUAUAUAUAGCUUGCUAUACGACGCGGCACUGGAUCUCCACUGCAGACGGCACAUCGGUUGCGCCACGUUGACUACGGUGACCAACGAGGCCAUCCCAGUAAAACAAAAAAGUAAAAUAAACAUGAUAACCACACGACACCUGUAUUCUUGUUUUAUAAGCAUAAUUUUUGCUCCAGUUCUCGGCGACCUUCAAGUCGCCUUGAGUCAAAAGCGAGAGCCGUUAUCCGGGCACUCGGACGAGAACGUCCGGACAUCGUUGCGAGAACAAAAGGAGACCAUCCGAGCAACCAGUCAUAACUCAAGAAAGUGGAGUCUCUGGCCCCCAACCCUUUUGUACAGGACCGCAUUACAUACGGUAGUUAUUACCCAAGCAAGUUAGAAAAAUAUUGCUUCCGAGUUUUUCCUAAUGUUUGUGCACAACAUGACUCAAGCUGUAACUGCUAUUACGCUGAGUUUUUAUUUGGCAUUUCCAAUAGCGACGUUCAAAAGUCGUAUAGAGUGCACCAUACGCUUGAUUGUCAUCUUUCGGCGCUGAGACAGGGUUUCCUGUGCUCUGUUCAACGCCAGCUGUCCGUGAGUUCAGCGGCGCGGGUUCUGCGCCGCCUCCUUCGAGAGAUGGCGCCGCGCUGCGUGGACAGGCCGGCAUAAAGACCGGCAGCGUCUGGCUCGCCGCGGAUGGUUGUGAGAUGGCUCUGAGUAAUCGUCGUAAUAACAAAUCUGCUUUGCGGGUAGCCAUUUCAUGCUUACAUCUACUCUCGAUUACGGGAGAGCCAGCAUUUUUUAUAUCUUCGCGCUGUUCUAACUUCAGUCAUGAUAUCUGGAUCUGCAAGUUUUCUUUAUUUUUAUCAGCAUGCGUAUUUUUUGCAAUGGCCAGUAUUCAUGAGUGCGUUUUGGAAUUUAUACAUUAGGUGAAAAUAAAAUAUUUAUUGCUAUUUUAAA